Sclerotinia borealis F-4128 is the source of this 528-nucleotide messenger RNA. The record is from the annotation of a GenBank genome assembly. NCBI's taxonomy places the organism in Eukaryota, Fungi, Ascomycota, Leotiomycetes, Helotiales, Sclerotiniaceae.
AUGUUUGCGUUAACCUGGUUUUUCUUUGCUAUAUUGGCAAAGAUUAGUGUUAUUCGCUGGCGCCAUGGUCAAUGUGAGGCCCUAACAUUAUUAUGCAAUCAAAAGGAGAUGACCUCUUGUUUUCCAUUUUUACACCAAUGGCCAUUCGCUUUUUACAACCAUGAUCACAUCGAAGAAUGCGAUCGGAGCGCCGAGGUCAUGUUCUUAUACCUGAUUAUCGGUAUCACUAUCUUCCUUUUCGUCUAUUUCGAAUUCUUGAUGUUCACUUGUCUUUCUAUCUUAGCGAGCUAUAGAGAUGAAAGAGUCAGGAUCUUGGGAAGUUUGGUAGAGCUGGAGGGAAUGGAGAGAUCGAAGGCUCUCGAGGCGAUGUUCAAAAAGUACAAGUUUGUGAAGAAGCAGUACCCGGAUACAGAUACGAUGAUAUCGAAGGAUGCGAUUGCAAAGGGUACGGUAUGGAAUCCGUUUCGCGAAGGUUCGAAUCUUAGAAAGAGGCGGAUAGCGGAUGAGGAGAUGGCUAUCAUUUUUUGA